Rhododendron vialii is the source of this 2434-nucleotide messenger RNA. RefSeq names its product protein NARROW LEAF 1. Bases 365 to 2152 code for a protein of 595 amino acids. The record is from RefSeq and is a predicted model, not a curated record. The transcript has 6 exons. Lineage: Eukaryota; Viridiplantae; Streptophyta; Magnoliopsida; Ericales; Ericaceae.
GUCUCGUCAAACCAAUCCAACGGCAAGUACGGAGAGCCCAUCCUUAGCACGGUGAGCCCGUUCGUAGGAUAGCAAAGCAAAUACUCUCUCUUUCUCUCUCUCUCUCUCUCUCUCUCUCUCUCUCUCUCUCUCUCUCUCAUGCGAUUCAACUCUCUUUCCUCAUUGUUUAUGGUGGCUUUCACUCUUAAAUUUUUUUAACUAGAUUAUUGCUCGAAUAGGUUCUUGGGUGAUGUGAGAUAGGCUCAGGCGAUUGAUCAGGGUUAUAUCUCAGGUAAGAAGAGAGGAAUAAAAGCUUACCUCCUGUAGUUUUUGUACGUUUACGGGGUAUGUAAAGCGUCUAAAUCUUUAUAUAACAUUCGUAAAGAUGGAGCAGACAAGGUUGAAUAUGAGGAGUCGCGGAUCUGGUACAACCCCAUCAGAGGAAUCGGCUUUGGAUAUCGAACGAAAUUGUUGUAGCCACAGUAAUCUGCCGUCACUAAGUCCACCAACAUUGCAACCGUAUGCGUCUGGUGCACAACAUUCUGAGAGCAAUGCUGCUUACUUUUCUUGGCCUACUUCCAGUCGAAUAAAUGGUGCUGCUGAAGAGAGGGCGAAUUAUUUUGCCAACCUACAGAAAGGGGUGCACCCUGAGACUCUUGGCCAGCCAAAAGGGCAGCAAGCAACCACCUUGCUCGAGCUCUUGACGAUUAGGGCAUUUCAUAGCAAAAUUUUGAGAUGUUACAGUCUUGGCACAGCUGUUGGGUUUCGUAUUCGGCGUGGUGUUCUGACAGAUACUCCUGCUAUUCUAGUUUUUGUUUCCCGGAAAGUUCAUAAGCAAUGGCUCAGCCCCAUCCAGUGUCUACCUUCUGCUCUAGAGGGACCAGGAGGUGUGUGGUGCGAUGUGGAUGUGGUGGAAUUCUCCUAUUUUGGUGCACCUGAGCCAGCUCCCAAGGAGCAGUUAUAUACAGAGAUUGUUGACGACCUCCGUGGGAGUGACCCAUGCGUUGGUUCAGGGUCUCAGGUUGCAAGUCAGGAGACCUAUGGGACUUUGGGUGCUAUAGUGAGGAGCCAGACAGGCAAUCGACAAGUUGGUUUCCUCACAAACCGACAUGUUGCAGUUAACUUGGAUUACCCUAAUCAGAAAAUGUUUCAUCCAUUGCCGCCAACACUUGGACCUGGUAUAUACCUUGGCGCAGUGGAGAGAGCCACUUCAUUCAUCACAGAUGAGCUUUGGUAUGGGAUCUUUGCAGGCAUCAAUCCAGAGACAUUUGUGAGAGCAGAUGGGGCGUUCAUCCCUUUUGCUGAUGAUUUUGACAUGUCCACUGUAACAACAUCAGUGAAAGGUGUAGGAGAGAUAGGAGAUGUAAGAAUCGUAGACUUGCAGUCUCCAAUCAAUAGUCUUGUUGGAAAGCAAGUGAUGAAGGUUGGAAGAAGUUCUGGGCUGACAAAUGGAACUGUUUUGGCUUAUGCCCUCGAGUACAAUGACGAGAAAGGGAUAUGUUUUCUAACUGAUUUUCUGGUUGUGGGUGAGAACCAACAAACGUUUGAUCUUGAAGGAGACAGUGGAAGCCUAAUCAUACUAAAGGGUGGGAAUGGUGAGAAGCCUAGGCCAAUUGGGAUCAUAUGGGGUGGAACUGCUAAUAGGGGUCGGCUUAAGUUGAAAGUUGGUCAACCUCCGGAAAAUUGGACAAGUGGGGUCGAUCUUGGGCGCCUACUCAACCUCCUUGAACUUGAUCUUAUCAUAAGUAAUGAAGCACUAAAAGUGGCAGUGCAAGAACAGAGAGCUGCUUCGGCAACUGCAGUUGGCUCGACAGUUGGUGAUUCUUCGCCUCCCGAUAUAAUGCUCCCAAAGGACAUAGUUGAGCCUCUUGGUCUUCACAUUCCUCAUAUCCCGUUGGAAGAUGGAGCUGGUGUCCUGGAUAUCAACUCAUCGCCGGUCGAAACUGAGUUUGAAUCAGAAGAUAAGGUCAAGGCGGGUCCUAGUGUUGAACAUCAGUUUAUCCCCAGCUUCAAUGGAAGGUCUCCACUUCACCAGAACAAUAAACUGGAUAGGAUGGCAUCUGAGAAUCUCUCUGCACUCAGAGCUGACCCUGAUGAGGAUCUCUAUGUUUCUCUGCAGUUGGGUGACAAUGAACCCAAGAGAAGGCGGUCCGAACCCUCGACAAGUACAUGAAACUUUAGGUUUUGAACUACAAUUUCUAAAUCUAAAUCAGUUUUUAGUUGUGGUUGGAGCUAGGAGAACUUUUGAUUUUGUGUAUGGUGGUUUGGUGUUGUGACUUCCUUUCUGCACUGGGAUACGCAAGUCUCUAUCCACUUGGAUAGGAAAAUAUUUGGCUUUAACGUCCCAAAAGGAUUGACAUUGUACAACUUCAUAAACUACGAAGCACGGAACUUCCAUGAUGGAAGUAGCCUUUACCGUUAGGGAAAUAUAAGAACCAUGUUUAUGAAGCUUUAA